AGGUGUACCUGGGAGCACCUCGACCACACCGCGGACGUGCAGCUGCACGCGUGGGGCACUCGGCUGGAGGAGGCGUUCGAGCAGUGCGCGCUCGCGAUGUUCGCACUGAUGACGGAGCUCGAGACAGUCGCACCGCCGGUCGAGGUGUGCGCCCAAGGGCACGACCUGCACUCGCUCCUCUUCCAAUUCCUCGACGAGUGGCUCUUCCGCUUCACGGGCGGCGGCGGGUUCGUGCCGCGGCGGCUUCGCGUGGUGUCGUUGGAUCGCGCCGCCUUCCGCGUGCGCUCUCUCGCCGUUGGAGAGUGCUUCGAGCUUGGCCGGCACCCGCAAGGCACAGCGGCCGCCGUCAAGGCGAUUACCUACUCCGCGAUGCGCAUCACAGAGACGCCCACGCGAGCGGAUCUUCUCGUCAUCGUCGACAUCUAG
Molecule: messenger RNA, 426 nt
Organism: Emiliania huxleyi CCMP1516
Lineage: Eukaryota; Haptophyta; Isochrysidales; Noelaerhabdaceae
Exons: 4
Biological process (GO): tRNA splicing, via endonucleolytic cleavage and ligation
Cellular component (GO): tRNA-splicing ligase complex
Source: RefSeq, a predicted model, not a curated record